Messenger RNA from Ostrea edulis (European flat oyster), 4916 nucleotides. RefSeq names its product TPR repeat-containing protein DDB_G0287407-like. Bases 144 to 3977 code for a protein of 1277 amino acids. Gene Ontology annotation, cellular component: Cul4-RING E3 ubiquitin ligase complex. The transcript is spliced from 28 exons. NCBI's taxonomy places the organism in Eukaryota, Metazoa, Mollusca, Bivalvia, Ostreida, Ostreidae. The record is from RefSeq and is a predicted model, not a curated record. Gene Ontology annotation, molecular function: ATP binding; protein binding; ATP hydrolysis activity.
ACUACAUUUACCACUUGCCAGCAUGCGUUAUGAAAAUAGCUAUGAUGGUGGAACUUGGUGGUGGAUUUCGGUUCUUUUAGGGUGGUUUCGAUUAAAUUAGGCUUAGUGGAUUUCGGUUAUUCGUAGCACCGCACCCAUCUAAUAUGGGGGAUUUGCAAUUAGGCUUAAAGUUGAAGGACCCUGGAACAUGUCGAAUUUUCUUUUCCUCUCCAUUUGGAGGGAUGGAGGGCGAAAGAGAAGAGCUAACGAGAAAGUAUUUUCCUCAAAUCCACCAUCUCUGUAACCAAUAUGGCGUGACUUUUGUUGCUGUUGAUCUGAGAUGGGGUAUUACAACAGAGGCGUCUGCCACCUCCCAGGUUAUCAACAUAUGCUUGCGGGAACUUGAUCGAUCUGACUUUUUUGUGGGAUUCUUUGGACAGAGGUAUGGCUGGCAUGGCAUAGACGACAAAAGCCUACAAGAAAAUUUUGAAAAUGCAAUCGGAAGGUACCCAUGGCUGGAAAAUUUCAGAAACAAAAGCGUCACAGAACUGGAGUUUCUUCACGGUCACCUCAACAAUCCUGGAGCUUUACCAGCCGUUAUUUGUUUUAGGAAUAAAGAACAUGAUGAGAAGGAGAGAGAAAAGGGUCAAGAGAAAGGAGACAAAAAGCAGGUGUUUAAGUACUCUGCUGAAAGUGUUCUGUCAACCCAGUUCUUGGAGGAUUUGAAACAAAGGUGUUAUCAUACAAAGGAAAAGACUUAUGGAGUUCAUUUAAGUUAUCCAGACCCAGCAGAGGGAGCCAAAAUAAUGUUUGAUGCAAUAUGGAAGUACCUAAAACAGGUUCUACCAAAGCAGCAGAUGGCUGAAACAGAGACUAAGAGAAGCAAACUGUUGGCACAACAUGAUGCUUUCCUGGCCAGCAGACAGAAAAUGUUUGGAUUGGGAGACACAAAUUUGGCUUCUCUUCUAAGCCUCAUUAGUAAAGAGUGUCCAGCACCACUUUUGUUAAUUGGACCCUCAGGAUGCGGAAAAUCCACCCUUUUGAGUUUGUUUAUCUCCAGAGUCAAGUCUGAGUACAGAUCUCAGUUUGCAUUGGCUUAUCACUGUGUGGGACAUGCAGAAGAAAGUACAGAUCCAGGUCAAAUUCUACAGCGACUUGCAGAUGAAAUUGAAUAUGCUUUUGAUGUAAUGGAGGGAAGAGAGGAGACAACAGCAACAAAGAAAAAAGAGGUAGAGGAUGUCAGGGAUAUCAUCAAUCAGCUGGCAGCUGGCAUCAAUAAAAUCCAAAGUAAAGGAAAACAGUGCAUAAUUAUUAUUGAUGGUGUGGAUAAAGUACCUAAAGCUUCAAGAACUGAGGAGAUUUUAUUUUGGCUUCCGAGAAAACUCCCAGAGGGAACAAUAAUGAUCGUAUCAGCUGCUUCUUCUGAAGCAGAAGUCCAAGAGGAGCUUCUCACAAACAGAUCUUUUGACAUGUUGGAAAUUCAGGACCUGUCUGAGGAAAUGAGACAGGAUUUCUGUGUGAAAAUGUUGAUGGAAGCUGGUAAAGAGUUAUCCUCCUUGCAGAUGACUAGAAUUGUACAAAGCAAUGGAGCAAAAAACACACUCUUCCUGAAAGUCCUUCUGAAUGAGCUGAUUGUUUUUGGGUAUUUUCGUCUUCUUGAUCAGAAAAUUGAUUCCUUGGCUAAAACUCAGAGCGUUGAUGAAUUAUUUGAAAAAGUCUUGGAGAGGUUAGAAACUGACUACAAGGAGAGUGAUUAUGAAGGAAAUUUAGUAGAACAGGUGAUGUGUGUUCUGUGCCUGUCUAGGAUGGGAAUGACUGAGGCUGAACUGACCAACAUGUUCUCUAUUCCCUCUCACAUUUGGUCACCAUUUUUCUUCUCUGUUGAAAAUUACUUCAUUGACCAAAGAGGACUAAUUCAGUUUGGUUUUCAAGAAUUUAAGAAUGCAGUCAAAAGAAAAUACUUACAAGAUGAAAACCAAAGGAAAAAAUAUGUGCAAUGCAUAGCACAUUAUUUUGAAGAUCAAAAGCAGAAACUUCCCAAACUGUUCUCAGAACAUAACAAUGAGUUAGCAAGAAUAUCUUCAGAACUGCCAUUUGCAUAUCACUUCCUACAAGACACAGAAAAAUUAGCAGAAACUUUAACUAAUUUGCCAGUGUUGUCUCACUUGAUCAAUCAAAAGCAGUACAUAACAGAACUGUAUGACUUGUGGGAAUUUACCAGUUAUACCUGGAGCAGAAUUACGGAAAAGUAUUUUGCGGCAGUGGAUUUGCAAAUAGCAGAUGUGUACAUUCUGAAAGAAGAGGAGGGGAAACUUGAUCAACAGAAACCUGGACUUUUGGUUAUAGAUGAUCUGUGGAACAUUUUCUCCUUGCUGAAUUACGUGCACUACUUUGAUGGAUGUGAGAAAGUUUUAUGGCGGAUAUUAGACAUUAAUGAGAAAACAUGCAAAUCAGUUGACAAAGCAAAGAAUUUGAGGAGAGAAAGAGCUUUAUAUCACAUAGCAACAACAUACCACAACAACAGCAAGCUGCAGAAGAGUAUAGAAAUGCAUCUACAGGUUUUGGAGAUUCGAAAAAUGAGAGUACCAGACAUCUUAAAAGCAAACCCAGAGGAUUUAGAACUCUUGGGUAUAUCAUACAAUGGAAUUGGGACAAAUUACCUCAUGAUGGCAGAUUAUACCAAGGCUGAGGAGUUUUUAAAAAAGUCUUUAGAAUGUGCAGAAAUAGCCAAAGCUAAGGAGAACAUGUCAAGUUGUUACCUGAAUUUGAGCAGUGUUUAUACAGCGAUGCAGGAUUACCUCAAGGCCAUGGAAUGUAUAGAGAAAGCCAUACAGUUAACCAAAGAGGUAUACUUUGGUCAGCAGCCACUAGCAUUAGGACUUUUGUAUAACAACAUGGGACUGUGUUGUAGGAGAAUGAAUCGAAUUGAUGAGGCUGAAAAAUAUUAUCAGAUGUCCAUCAGUGUAAAGAGGAACACAGUGGGUGACCAUCAUCCUCUUCUGUGUCAAACCUAUGCCUCUCAGAGUGUAAUUGAAUCUUUGCGGGGACAUGAAGAGAAAGCCUUGGAAUAUAACCAACUAGCAAUGGAAAUUUGUAGGAAAAAUGGUACUCCAGAGAAUGAUAGUAUGUAUGCAAAGUGCAGAGAAAACGUUACUUAUAAUUUGAUCAAUUUGAAGAGAAUGGAAGAUGCAGUAGAGUUAUAUCUACCAUUUUUUGAUGUUUUGGAGGAGGAAAUGAACAAUGGAAGUGUACAUCUGAUUGAUGGAACAUUACCACAUGUACAUGCUGGCAUAGUGAACCACUUGAUACAGAACGGUCAAUAUGAAGUUGCCAGAAAAAUUCUCAAAGCAUUUAUUAAAACUAAAGCUUUCAGUCCAUUAGAUUUUGUCCUCCUGGGUGAUGUCAAUCGAAUGCUUGAUCCUGGUGACCAGGAACCAAAACUUGAUUGGAAUGAAGGAGCAAUGUCCAUUGAUGAUGCACUUCAAAAGUGGCCUGCAGACCACAGUUUGUUGGUAUAUAAAUUCAGAAAUCUGAUCAAUGCAGGAAGCUCUGCAGCACUAAUAAAGACCUUCAAUGACUUGUGUUCAGGGCCCUACAACUAUGACAGUCUGUUAAACUUUGUCCUUGAGAUGUUUGCAACUUCAGAGAAUUUCAACAACAAGCUGUUUCUAGAAUUCAACUUAAAUGGUCUGACACAUGUUCCCAAGAGUGAGUUCUGCACAAGGAACAUUGCUGAAAGUUAUGAAAGAGAGAAACAGCCAGAAAAAGCACUGGAAUAUUACAAGAUGUGGACGGAACAGGACCAGGACAACCCGUAUCCAUACUAUAAAGUAUCCUGCUGCUCAGCACUGAGUGGUAAUAUUGAGGAAGCCAAGAAAUACUGCUCAAAAGCCAGAGAAAAGACAGAAAAGGAUGAUAGUGAUCAAUCAGGAUUGGAACAGAAGAUUUCAAGUUUAUGGAACUUGCUAGAGGAAGCACAGGAGAGACAGAACGAAUAACUGGCAGCAGAAUUGUUUUAGUAGUAUGUAAUAGAAAAGUGCCAUUUUAUAACCCUCACCCUAUGAAAAAGAGAGACAAUUCAGCAGAUAAGAACUGAUAAUAUACCUGAAAGAUUCAUCAUUGUCCAAGACUAGAUCAUAAGAUCAAAAAGUCGAAGGUUCCCCCUACUGUAUAUGCAUAUGUUAACUAGAAAACAAUUUACCUGAUAGUUAUCACAUUUCAUUAGGAGUGUAGACAUGACUAGAGGUGUACUUGAUCUACUUCCACCAUCUACACAUUUCAGAAAUCCAGUGCAACACCCAUCUGGAAGGCGUGUGUUGAUGGAUGUCAUGUUGGAUCCAACAUGAUAGAGUAGAGUUAGGGUUGUUGAUAUUUGUAAAUUAUUUUUAUGCAAAGUGAUCGAUGUAGUCAUAUGUUCUGAAUUAAAUUAUACAGGUAUAUCUAAAACCAAUUUCAACAAUUAAAGUAAACUGUACCCUAAUAUUCUAUGCAUAUAUUUCAAUAUGGGGGAAGGGGGGCAUGUAAUUUCUUGUCAUCAGAUCACAGGGGGAAAAAUCCCUGUAAACAAAAAUAAAAAAUGUAAACUAUUUGAGAAACGAAAAUGCAUUUUACUCCAUUUUCUAGAUACUAGUACAUGUAUUUUACAAAUAAUGUUUCAGCUUCAUUCACGUUUCUGAUAUUUUGUGGGCUAUCACCAAUGUUUCAGAUUAUAAACAGAAUGUCUACAGCAACACCAUUACAGACUUCCACGUGCUUGAUACUUGAGGCCAUAUAAAACUUUGUUAUAUUAAUGGGAUAUAUUUACUACAUGUACCUCAUAAUUUAAAGCAUGAAUUUUCUAAUUUGCUAUAUAUGUGAUAUGUACAUUAUCAUUACCAAGGGUAUAUAUAUAUGCUAUUAAUUUUUUUUUACUCAUUUUGAAUAAACUUUACAUUUUA